Aegilops tauschii subsp. strangulata is the source of this 8697-nucleotide messenger RNA. RefSeq lists its product as uncharacterized. Lineage: Eukaryota; Viridiplantae; Streptophyta; Magnoliopsida; Poales; Poaceae. The record is from RefSeq and is a predicted model, not a curated record.
UGUUUUUUUUAUUAUAUUCUCUUGGCAUACACCUAUUUUUUUUAACAUCAUUCAGUUUGCUACCAUAGUAAGAAGCAGGAAUAAGUGUUCAAAAAAAAGCAGGAAUAAAAAAACUAUCGUUUGACUGAAAUCACGGAGACAACUAAAAUCCCCUUUCUCUGCCAUUCUCUCUACCGGCUGUGAUUUGGAUAAGUGCGGCCAUGGGUUAGAUAAGGAACGCGGCAAGCUGCUCAACCUCGUCAUGUACGGCGGAUAGCGGGUAGCGGCCGUGGCGACGGGGCUGGAGGUUGGUGGCGCGGAGGAGGCGGUGACGCAGCUGACAGAGGGCACACUGGUUCGUAGAUUUCCCGGACGAACUCAUGCGUGUUCAUCUUCCAAGCUGGUUGUACCAAAUCGAGUGGGAUGCGUGUCCAUCACGAAAGCUUGUAAGUGCGUUCUCUUGGAGCCCAGUUCUGACCGAGGCGUGGGCCGCGCGUUCGAGCUACUGCUGUUGCGCCGGCACCAGCAAGGCCGCAUCUCGCGUCGCUAAUCUGGAAAGGCGGAUGCCAGUCACCAGGGAGGUCACGGGUGCCGGGAAAGAGAACUUUGGCGCUGCGUUGAAAGGCCUCUUGUUCCUUUUUCGUCCCAGCCCGAGGAAGGGCAACAGGUAUGAAUCUCUUUGUAUUUGUAAGCUCCCACAUCAUUUCUACUUCGUCAGGUAUAAAUUAAAAGAUUUGGUUUCUUUGACCCCUUACUUAUUGGCUUUCUUUUGAACCGAGUGAAGUAAUAUUUGACUAAAGACCGGCUUGUGUGGUUGAUGUGCUAUAUUUCUUUGUGAUACAAUGUGUUAAUUAUUGUUCCUUGAUGUGCUAUAUUUCUGUGCGAUAGAGUGUGUUCAUUACUGUUCCUUGAUGUGCUUGAGAUGCAAAGUUUUCCUCAACUAUGACUGAAAGUGUUGAUGCAGAGUUGGAUAGGGUGACUAUCUAAAUGCUUAGUCGUUUGCAGACAAUUUAAUACUCCCUCCGUAAAUUACUAUAAGACGUUUUUUUUACUCUAUAUGACAUUGUCAAAAAAAGGUGUUAUAUUAAGUUACAGAGGGGGUAGCACAACAGAAUCCGAUUUGCAUAUCUCGUUGAUACUGAGUAGAAAUUGUAUUCUUGUCGAUUAAGGUAUUAGAAAAAGGAAUUUGAACCAAACUCUGCGUAAACCAUGUAUCAAUCCUAAUGGGCAGGUAUAGGCCCUAGGGUCAUGAUGCGGGUCCAUUUUUAUCACCUAGAAAACUACUGGUUCAUAUCAUUUUUCUCAAGUGAAAUAUCAUGUACAUGUCAACUACAUAUAACACGGAUGGGCUGUUGGCUAGGACUUAUCGCCGACAAACUUCGAUCUCGUCGCCGGUGACCACACAAUGGAUCCAUGAUGAACCUCUACUCUUCUUCUCGAUUUUCUUAAUUUUAUUGUGCCUCCUCUGGUCAAGGCCUCAAACCCUAACCGGUGUGAUGUAGAUGGAGGCGCUAUUGCAGUUGCAGCGUGGACUGCUUGGCGCGGUGGUUCUCAUGUGAGAUGUGGCGGAGUAGGAGACAUGUAUUAAUCCCUUUGUAUUCUCUCAUCAUUUUCUACAUUCUCCUCUUGGCAGUAUAUAUGCGUGUUAUAAGUUGAUUUAUUUAGUUCAUCUGCAAAAUGUAUUUCAAAGGUAACGUGCUGGAUUUAAACUUUGAUUUCUAAAGCGUCUAUUUUUACAAUGAACCACUAAAUAUGUAAGUGUAAUUAUAAUUUAAUUAGUACAUUUCCUCAUACAUAUUUUUUGUAUGGAUUAUUUAGAGAAUGUGGAUCGUAGAGUUAUUAUUUCAAUUUCCAUUGAUCUCCCUUCUGAUUUUGUAGGGGUUAGAGCUUACAUUUUUUUCUCCAGUGGACAUUCUACCCAACUUAAAAUAUUGUUUCUUCAACACUUCCGUAGCAUGCAGGAUCAAUAAGUGAAGAAAAUUACAGAUGUAGUAGUUAAUCUUAGAGGAUUAGAUGUGCCUUUACCUUCUCAACUUUCUGGUUUAGUUACAACAUCCGAAGCCUAUCAUCAGGCACAAUUUAUAGCGUAAUUUUUUUGGUGAAGCUCAGAUUAUUAAUUUUUUAGAUUGAAUCUAACAUAAGUCUUGUGCCACAUAUUUGGUGUAUAAUCUUUGGGUUUCUUCAGAUUUCUCAUCCAAUGAGCUGUGAGGUGUAUCACGGAGUAUGGAAUACUGAUUCAUGAAUUUCCUGAACCGAUGUGGUGUGGAUGGAGGCGCUACUGCAGUUGCAGCGUGGACUGCUCGGCGCGGUGGUUCUCAUGUGAGAUGUGGCGGAGUAGGAGACAUAUUUCUCAUCCAAUGAGUUGUGAGGUGUCUCAUGGAGUAUGGAGUACUGAUUCAUGAAUUUCCUGGACAAAAUCGUCCUACUGGGUUUAAGCUUUUUGGUGCCGGGUCAUCAAUGCCAGGGCGGGGUAUGGCAGAAAAUAAUGGCCGGCUAAUGGAGAAUGGUUGGAUCUGAGGCACAUGACAAAGGGGGCACUGUGUCUAUGUGCAGGCGGCCUAUGAGUUGUUGCCCUCAUUGCUAGUGAUGUUGGACUCCUACCAAAUGUCUUAGAGACUCAUUAUCCAGGAAGAGUGAUGAUGACAUAUAUUGGAACUAAUGCAGUACGUGAUUUGUCCGGUUUCAUGUCACUCUAGUAAGUUCUUGUAAUGAUCUCCUAUAAAACAUUUGUUCUUCUAGUGUUCCUUGAGUACUCCUAUCCCGAUCACUUUUGUUGAGUUUUUUCUACCAAGUGCCUAUGCAUAUUUGGAGUAAAUAAGAAAAAAUGAUCUUUGCAUCAGCUUGACUUUAAUGCGAGUACACCUAAAUUUUGAUCUCAACCAUUGUAAAUAUAUAAUCAGCAGUGCACAUUGUUUUGUUAACUUCGAUGGAUGCCAUGGAUCGGUUCCUUCUUGGAUCUCACAUUGCUGUUUCCUUCAAAACUAUCUUCAAAAGUAAUAACUUUUUAUUGGCAUUGUAUGUAUGAAAGUUUAUUAGAAAUUUAGAAUUUCUUUGCAGGAGAUUAUUGUUAGACUAUACUUGCACUCAUUAUCGCGCAUGUGCUCAUAUCCACUCCUGUACGUAGCACAUACGCUAGGUAGUUGAGGUUGGAUCGUGCUGCCUGCCCUCUGUCGUAGUGGCGCACGAUCCCAGGUCGUGGAACUCCCCCAUGAUCUCCAGGCGGGGCUGUAAACUGUAUAUAAUCCCUGCCCAUGAGGCUAAUCAGAGUGUGGUGUGUUUUCCCCCUAAUCCUCACUCAAACAUGGUAUCAAAUAUUUCUGAUCCCGCUUCCGCUCCCAUGGAGCACGACGACGGCGACGCUCCGCCUGCUGUCCCCCUCGCCGCCGCUCCACCUGCAGUCCCUCCUGCUCCUGCGCCACCUGCUCCUGCAGUCCCUGCUGCUCCCGCGUCACCUGCACCAGCCCUCGCCGUGGCAACCGCCCCAGUCCCGCCUGCUGCUCUGCCUGCGUCGGCCAUGGUGGCCGUGGCGCCCCCACCUCCCUCCAUCCCCUCGUCGGUGCUGCAAACCGUCGACAUCCGCCGCCAUGUUCCAGUCACGCUGGACCUCCUCGCCGGCAACUACACCCAAUGGCGCCGCCACUUCGACGCCGUCAUCGGGAUGUUUGGGCUCCGCGACCAUGUCGAUCCCGAGGCGCUCCCCCGUCUCGACCACCCCGAGUGGCUCAUGGCCGACCAUGUCGUCGUGCACUGGCUCUACACCACCAUCGCGCCGGAGCUCCUCGAUGCCGUCAUGCACCCCGAGGACACGGCGAUCGCCAUGUGGACCGCCAUCGACAGCCUGUUCCGCGACAACCACCUCGCCCGCGCCGUCUACGUCGACGCCGAGUACCACGCCGCCGUCCAGGGAGACAUGUCGGUCAUGCAGUACUGCACCAAACUCAAGAACUUCACCGACCAACUCCGGGACCUCGGCCAGCCGGUCACUGACACGCGCCAGGUUUUCCACCUCCUGCGCGGCCUCAACCGUCAGUACCACUCCGUCAUUCCCCAUGUGACGUCGCAGGUGCCCCUCCCCUCCUUCCUUCAGGUGCGCUCCUUCCUCCUUCUGGAGGAACACCGCGCCGAACAGUCUGCUCGGCUGCAGUCCACUCAUGCCCUGGUAGCUGGCCGCGGCUCUCCAUCGACACCGCCCACUCCUCCCAGCAACACCAACCAACAAGGGCGCGGGCGCGGGCGCCGCCGCGGCCGUGGCAAUGGAGGUCAGGGCGCUCACAUCGCUCCCUCGCCGUCGCCCUUACCUCGCCCUCCGGCCGUUCCCGCCCCUGCACCAGGCGCCAAUUCCUGGACAGGCCUCGUCCAGGCGUGGCCCAUGGCCUGGCGCGCGCUUGGUGCCGGCGUUCUCGGCCCGCGGCCUGGUACUCCGCCCCAGCAGGCUAUGUACGCCGCGCCCGCGCCAACGGCGCUCCCACUGCCCGUCUACGGCUCGCCUGGUGCCUACCCACCUGGCUACGCGCCCCCGCCCCACUACAACACCCCAGGGGCCGGGCCGUCGUCGUCUCCGUCACCAGCAUGGGACAUGGCGUCCCUUCAGGCUGCUCUCCACAGCGCCACCGCCGGGCCAUCCUCUUCUGGCACCUCCCAGGAGUGGUACCUCGACUCCGGGGCAGCCGCGCACAUGUCUUCGUCCCCUGGUAACCUCUUCUCUGUCCACCCCUCUCGAUCCGCUUCUCACGUCGUUGUUGGUAGCGGUGAAUGCCUACCCAUUACACACAUGGGCACCGGCUCUCUGAUCGGCGUCACCUCGCCGAUCCAGCUCCGCAAUGUCAUCGUCUGUCCUUCCAUCAUUAAGAAUCUCCUUUCUGUUCGUCAACUCUGUCGAGAUAACCCAGUAACUGUUGAAUUUGACGCGUGCGGUUUCUCUGUCAAGGACCUUCGAACUGACGAUCCUCCGAUGUGAUUCCGGCGGUGAUCUGUACCCCGUGGGCCGCCCGUCACCACUCUCGUCGUCUCCGUUCGCCGGCGUAGCCGCCACCGACCUGUGGCACCAGAGACUUGGUCACGCCGGCGCGUCUUCGCUAUGACAGAUCCCACUACACCCGUCACCUGAAUUCAGCAAGUCACACCCGCAUGUGUGCUCUGCCUGUCGUUUAGGCAAACACACACGACUACCAUUUCAGUCAUCUUCUAGUUUCAGUUUGUUUCCCUUUCAAACAUUGCACCUUGAUGUAUGGACGUCGCCAGUUGUAAGCAUUUCCGGAUAUCAGUUUUACUUGGUUGUGCUCGAUGACUAUACACACUAUGCAUGGACUUUUCCUCUGAAACACAAAUCUGAAAUUUUCUCCAUCCUGACAGAGUUCUUCGCGUACGUUCAAACUCAGUUUCAGCUCCCCAUCCUUGCGCUCCAAACAGACAAUGGGCGCGAGUUUGAUAACCACACCGUCCGUGCUCUACUUGCUCGUCACGGCACCCACUUCCGCCUCUCGUGCCCCUACACUAGCCAGCAAAAUGGCAAGGCUGAGCGUACCCUCCGAACUCUCAACGACGGCCUCCGCGCACUCCUCUUUCACGCUUCCAUGCCGCCGCGCUUCUGGGCCGAAGCUCUUAGCACUUCCACAUACUUGCUCAACCGCCGGCCAUGUCACUCCACUGCGCCGCGGUCACCACACGAGAUGCUUUUAGGCGUGCCACCCGACUACUCCCUCCUUUGCGUCUUUGGUUGCCUCUGCUUCCCCAACCUCACCUCGACCUCGCGCCACAAACUUGAUCGCCGAUCCACUGCGUGCAUCUUCCUUGGGUACCCCCCAGACCACCGCGGCUACCGGUGUUUCGAUCCCGCCUCUCGCCGCGUUUUCACUUCCCGGCAUGUGAUUUUCCACGAGGACGUGUUCCCUUUCGCCUCGCCGCCGGACGCCGCGUCAGCACCUCCGCCUGCGGCUCGUCUUUCACCCACUGUUGUGCAGGUGCCAACUCCUCCCUGCGUUCGCGCGCUGCCCGUUGCUUCGGACACGGCGGACAUGCCCGUGCAGCGUUCAGGCUCGCCCGCCGGGGGCUCGGCGGUCCACUCCAGUGGCUCCCCGCCCAGCGCGCCGUCCUCAGCUUCACAUACGGGCCCUGGGUCGGCCAACGACGGCUCCACUACGGGCACCUCUUCGUCAGGCACCUCUUCAUCGAGCACGGACGUCUCCUGUCCGCCGGUCGUCGCGCCCCCACCGCCACCACCGACGCGUGCGGUCACCCGCGCCCAGCGUGGGAUAUUUCGGCCUAACCCGAAGUACUACGACGCCGCUGCUGCCACCACAACGGAGAUCUCGCCGGUGCCCAGCUCGGUUCGUGUGGCGGUGCGUGAUCCCAACUGGCUCGCCGCCAUGCGGGCUGAGCACGACGCACUUGUUCGCAACCGAACAUGGACGCUGGUGCCUCGGCCUCCUGGUGCCAACCUCAUCACCGGCAAGUGGCUCUUCAAGCACAAGAUGAACGCCGACGGCACGCUGGAGCGGUACAAGGCCAGGUGGGUCGUGCGCGGCUUCCGCCAGCGCGCCGGCAUCGACUACAGCGAGACGUUCUCUCCGGUCGUCAAGCCAGCAACGAUUCGCACGGUGCUCACCCUCGCUGCAUCUCGCGGCUGGCCGGUGCACCAACUUGACGUCUCCAACGCCUUCCUCCAUGGCACACUCGCCGAGGAGGUCUACUGCCUUCAACCUGCCGGCUUCGUCGACCCGCUCACCAUGUCUGCAGGCUCUCUAAGUCGCUGUACGGGCUGAAACAGGCCCCACGUGCCUGGUUCCUCCGCUUUGCCGGCUUCCUCGCCACUGUGGGCUUCGUGGCCACCCGCUCCGACUCGUCGUUGUUCGUCUACCAUCGCGGCGUGGACACGGCGUUCCUCCUCCUCUACGUGGAUGGCAUCGUGCUCACCGCCUCGUCUGCGGCUGUUCUUGAGCGCGUCGUCGCCCAGCUCACUGGUGAAUUUGCGAUGAAGGACCUCGGCGAUCUCCACUUCUUCCUCGGCAUUCGCGUGACACGCACGGCGGCCGGCUUCUUCCUGUGCCAAAAACAGUACGCGGAAGAGCUUGUCAAUCGCGCCGGCAUGGAAGCCUGCCGUCCUUCCCCGACGCCCAUUGACACCAAGGCCAAGCUGCCCGCGGCUGAUGGCCGUCGUGUGGACGACCCGUCCGCCUACUGAAGCAUCGCUGGAGGCCUGCAGUACCUCACCAUCACCCGCCCCGAGCUCGCCUACGCCGUCCAACAGGUCUGCUUGCACAUGCAUGCCCCGCGCGAGUGCCAUCUCACUUUGGUCAAGCGUGUGCUGCGGUACGUGCACGGCACGGCGUCCCUCGGUCUCCAUCUCCGCGCCUCGGCCACACUCGAUGUACGUGCCUUCACCGAUGCUGACUAGGCGGGCUGCCCCGACACACGCCGUUCCACGUCCGGCUUCGUCGUCUACCUCGGCGACGCGCUCGUCUCCUGGUCCUCCAAGCGCCAGGCGACGGUGUCCCGCUCCAGUGCGGAGGCCGAAUACCGCGGCGUCGCCAACGCCGUCGCCGAGUGCGUCUGGCUCCGUCAACUCCUCGGCGAGCUCCUGGCUCCAGUGCACAAGGCCACGCUGGUGUUCUGCAACAACGUGUCCGCCGUCUACCUCUCCGCCAACCCAGUGCACCACCGCCGGACGAAGCACGUGGAGCUCGACAUCCACUUCGUUCGCGAGCGCGUGGCGUUGGGCCAAUUCCGCAUCCUUCACAUCCCCACUCGGCAGCAGCUCGCCGACAUCAUGACCAAAGGCUUGCCCUCGGACGUUUUCUCUGAGUUCAGGUCCAGUCUUUGCGUCGCCGGUGACGACGUCACGACUGCGGGGGGGUGUUAGACUAUACUUGCACUCAUCAUCGCAUGUGCUCAUAUCCACUCCUGUACGUAGCACAUACGCUAGGUAGUUGAGGUUGGAUCGUGCUGCCUGCCCUCUGUCGUAGUGGCGCACGAUCCCAGGUCGUGGAACUCCCCCAUGAUCUCCAGGCGGGGCUGUAAACUGUAUAUAAUCCCUGCCCAUGAGGCUAAUCAGAGUGUGGUGUGUUCCCCCCUAAUCCUCACUCAAGCAAUUAUAAAUUAAGACUUGUUUAGAUGGAAAUAUCUAAACACACAUCGAGUCAGCAAAGGUUACCUAAUUAAAUUUGAUGUCUUGUUGUCUGCCUUCUUUUGAUGCUAGCUGGGUGCCAAAACGUCAUAGGAGCGUACUGGAUGCAUCAUGUCUUUGAUCCUACGGCAUGCCAGAAAGCAUAUUGGAUAGGCUGCAGUCUUGCUUUCGAUCUACCCGGCGUCCGAGCGACGCUUGUGUUCGAACCCAUCAUGUUUCUGCGCAUGCAUUGGGAGUUUCUCUCUUCUUCAUGUGUUAUGACGUCCUUGUGUAAUUGUGUUUGUAGAUGCCUAUGCUUGCAAGAAAUCAAUCAGGCCAUCUGAAAAUCAAGUAGAAAGAAUUGAUCAAAUUGUACUUUGCCUGUGUGAAACCCAUGUGUCAAUCAGGCGUGGGCUUCAAAGCAGUCUUUUGGAAUCUCCCUUCUGCCCGGAAGUUUACAUCCUCAGCCAAUAAUUAGAUUAGUUUGGUUCUCUUUAAAAAAAAAAGAUUAGUACGGUUCCGUAUCUGAUUUCGAUUGUUGGUUCCAUAUCUGAUUCCGAUUGUAACUGAAAAAAAAUGUUUAUUGGUUAAUAAAGAAAGGAUUGUUUAUUUGUGUA